Messenger RNA from Procambarus clarkii (red swamp crayfish), 1839 nucleotides. RefSeq lists its product as uncharacterized. Gene Ontology annotation, molecular function: cysteine-type peptidase activity. NCBI's taxonomy places the organism in Eukaryota, Metazoa, Arthropoda, Malacostraca, Decapoda, Cambaridae. Gene Ontology annotation, cellular component: lysosome. Gene Ontology annotation, biological process: proteolysis. The record is from RefSeq and is a predicted model, not a curated record.
GGAGGACCUGAGCGCAGCCAUAGGUCACUCAGAUACAGGAGUGAGAAGAUGGUGUUGUUUGGUGGCUCCCUGCCGGGUGUGGUGGUGGUGGUGGUGCUCAGCCUCCCUCUGAUGCUGGCCAGGGGCUUUCAAGGCAUACCUGGUGACUUCUGCAGGAACAGGAAGCCGUCAGAAUGUUGCGACGACCGCCUGGACGACUGCUCCGUGCCCAUCAUGGGCUCCCUCUGCUACUGCGACGAGUUCUGUCUCACUAGAGACUCUGACGACCGCCAGGAAGAUGAAGUCCUCGAGGAUGACUGCUGUCCAGACUUCAGAGAAGUGUGUCUUGGGGAGCGGCCAAUCAAUGACGGUCCGGACCAGCUCGACCUUGGAGACUGUGAGAAGGAUGGAGUGAAAAUUGCACGAGGGGCUACUUACCAGGAAAACUGUAACAAAUGCACCUGUGAGAGAGGAGAAGUAUCAUGUGAGCAGGACGAGUGUAUGGUAGAGAAGAAAGUGAUAGCCAAAGUGAACCAAGGUCUUCGUCAGUAUGGGUGGAUAGCUGGCAACUACUCCAAGUUUUGGGGCAGGAAGACCAGGGAGGGUCUGACUCUCAGAACUGGCACUUUCAACCCUGAAAGCCAAUCAAUGCAGAUGUACCCAAUCACCUUACAUCCUGAAGUUUCCCGCAUUCCAAAGCACUUCGACCCACGCAACGAACCUAAGUGGCAGGGUCGUUUGAGUGACGUGAGGGACCAGGGGUGGUGUGGCUCCUCCUGGGCCUUCUCUACUCUGGCAGUCACUCAGGACAGGAUCUCCAUCAUCGCCAAGGGGAUGAAGUCUAUCCAACUCUCUCCUCAGAACCUACUGAGCUGUGCCAAGUUGGGCCAGCAAGCUUGUGAGGGAGGCUACAUCGAUCGGGCCUGGAACUACCUCAGACGAACUGGAGUGGUGCUUGAGGAGUGCUACAGGUAUGAGAGUGGAACAUCAGGGAAGGUACCAAGGUGUCUGAUCCAGAGACAUGAUUUCUCCAAGCUGCAGUGUGAGCACAAGUAUCAGUACAAGACGGAGCCUGCCUACCGCAUCUCCAACAAGGAAGAAGACAUCCAGUGGGAGAUAAUGAAUAAUGGACCUGUCCAAGCCAUUAUGGAAGUGCACAAGGACCUGUUCGUAUACAAAGGUGGAGUGUACUCGUACUCCGGACUGACAGGAAAGGAGACGGCAAUUCACUCGGUCAGGAUCAUUGGGUGGGGAGAAGCUCCCCUCCUGGGGAUGGAACCUGUCAAGUACUGGCUUGUUGCCAACUCGUGGGGUUCAGACUGGGGCGAGAAAGGCUUUUUCAGGAUCAGACGAGGAACCAAUGAAUCCGGGAUUGAAUCCUUCAUCGUUGCAGUUAGAGCCCGUCUUGCCAACCAUGUGUAUGGUGCAGCCUAAGAAAUGCCAUGAUGGUUGUAAAUAAACUAGAUACCUCUCAUGGUACUGUAGUACUAUGGGUGAGCCAUGACCAAACUAGGUGCUCAUGGUUCUGAUUUUAGUAAUUGUUAAGCAACAGCCCCAUCCAAGAAAGUAAAGGUAUAAUAUAUGUGAUCCCUCAUACAUUGGCCAAAUCUUUGUGCAGAAGCUAGGGAGCAUAACUAUAUUAGAACAGGAUCUAAGGUCCUUAUUCAUUAAUCUGGUAGACAGUCAUGUUAUUUACUGGCCUAAUUACCUCCAAAAUAUAUUUGGCAUUUUGUCAGAUAGAAAGGGGUUAAUUGUGGAAUCAUGCUUAUUCAAAUAUAGUGACUGUAUAUAUAUAUAAAGCAGAUGGUUUUAUAUACUGCAAUACUUGAGCAAAGACAAAUAAAAACAGAUCUUAAACUA